UCAACGCGUAAAACUCAAAUCUAACAAAAUGAAAUUCGUCAUUGUCUUCGUUGCUCUCUUCGCCGUCGCCUUCGCCGCCCCAGCUGAUUCCGAUGCGCAAGUCCUGCGCUUCGACUCCGACGUGCAAGCCGAUGGAUUCAAAUACGCUUAUGAGACCAGCAACGGUAUUGUGGAAAACGCUGAUGCUGUCCUGAACAACGUUGGAAGCGAAAACGAGGCUAUUGCUGUCCGUGGCUCUUACUCCUUCGUUGCUGAUGAUGGUCAAACCUACACCGUCAACUACAUCGCCGAUGAGAACGGUUUCCAACCACAAGGUGCUCAUUUGCCCGUCGCCCCAGUUGCUUAAGAUGCUAAAUAUUUGACUGCAAUCCGAACGUGUUUUUUUUUUUUUGUUACUACAAGUUAUUUUACGAUUCCGUGAAAGUUUUCUAAAGUCAUGAAUCUACCAACUCUCGUAUUUGUUAUUAAUACGCUGUUAUUGUUAAACAAUUUGCAAUCAAUGCGACCAGUUGUUGAGUCCUAGUCUAAGCUAUUAGAACACAGAA
Messenger RNA from Anastrepha obliqua, 545 nucleotides. RefSeq names its product larval cuticle protein 65Ag1-like. NCBI's taxonomy places the organism in Eukaryota, Metazoa, Arthropoda, Insecta, Diptera, Tephritidae. The transcript is spliced from 2 exons. The record is from RefSeq and is a predicted model, not a curated record. The coding region runs from base 29 to 346 and encodes 105 amino acids. Gene Ontology annotation, cellular component: chitin-based extracellular matrix. Gene Ontology annotation, molecular function: structural constituent of chitin-based larval cuticle.